CAGCCUCCUCCGUGCCCGGCCGGUUCCCGUGUCCGCCGCCGCGAUGUUGCUCUCGUGCUUCCCGGAGCUGUACUUCAACGUAGACAGCGGCUACCUGGAAGGCCUGGUGCGAGGCUUCAAGGCCGGCGUCCUCAGCCAGGCCGACUAUGUCAACCUCGUCCAGUGCGAGAGCCUCGAAGAUCUGAAGCUUCAUCUCCAGAGCACAGACUAUGGGAAUUUCCUUGCAAACGAAGCCUCUCCCCUCACUGUGUCUGUCAUUGAUGACAAGCUGAAGGAGAAGAUGGUGGUGGAGUUCCGCCACAUGAGAAAUCACGCCUAUGAACCUUUGGCCAGCUUCCUGGACUUCAUCACGUACAGCUACAUGAUUGACAACGUAAUCCUCCUGAUCACUGGGACACUGCAUCAACGCUCCAUUGCUGAGCUGGUGCCCAAAUGCCACCCCCUGGGGAGUUUUGAGCAGAUGGAGGCGGUGAACAUUGCCCAAACCCCCGCCGAGCUGUACAACGCCAUUUUGGUCGACACGCCCCUAGCUGCCUUUUUCCAAGACUGCAUAUCUGAGCAGGACCUUGAUGAAAUGAAUAUUGAAAUUAUCCGGAACACACUUUAUAAGGCUUACCUCGAGUCCUUCUACAAGUUCUGCAAAAUCCUGGGCGGCACAACAGCUGAUGCCAUGUGCCCCAUCUUGGAGUUUGAAGCUGACCGAAGAGCCUUCAUCAUCACCAUCAACUCCUUUGGCACAGAGCUGUCCAAGGAGGACCGCGCAAAGCUCUUCCCCCACUGUGGAAAGCUCUAUCCAGAGGGCCUGGCUCAGCUGGCCAGGGCAGAUGACUACGAGCAAGUCAAAGCAGUGGCCGACUACUACCCUGAAUAUAAGCUGCUGUUUGAAGGAGCUGGUAGCAACCCAGGGGACAAGACUCUUGAGGACCGAUUCUUUGAGCAUGAGGUGAAGCUGAACAAGCUGGCUUUCCUGAACCAGUUCCACUUCGGUGUCUUCUAUGCUUUUGUGAAGCUGAAGGAGCAAGAGUGCCGCAACAUCGUCUGGAUUGCGGAAUGCAUCGCCCAGCGCCACCGGGCAAAGAUAGACAAUUACAUCCCCAUCUUCUAAACCCUUCUCUCAUGCCGGGCCAAGUCCACAGGUUCCUCGCCUCCCUUCCCCCAAGUUCCAGACUUGGAUGUAGCUUUCUGAGGGACCACUGGGAGGAGCCUUUGGGGUCUUGGGGGGGCCCUGCCUCCUUCCUCAUUAACGUGUCACUGUAUGUGCUUUGUGUAGAUCAGACUAGAUCAUUCAGUAUUACUAGAAGUUUACUGUCCUCCAAAAGAGGGAUUCUGGGUGUUUCUGAGGGUCAGCAGGAACGCUGUGCCCUCAUGCAACACUUUGGUCGGCCAGCACAAUGUCAUGCGAGCAGUGAAGAGAUGUGUUUGUGUUGUGUCGACUGUGAGCAUCUGCUUGUCUUUGCACAACUUGAGGCUUCGUUGUAUUGCAUCCUUCAGCCGACUCUACUCUCCUGGCUCUUCUCUCUGAAAGUCUUGGGAAGUCCAGCUCUGCAAAGGGUACAGGGCUGGGGGAGUCCUUGGAGCUCUGCCAUUACAGCAGCUCUUGAUAGGAAGCCACAACCACUCAGUGGGUUUAAAGCAUGUUUGUGGAACUUCCGCUUCCGGGACAGUCCCCUGGAUUUGGCACAGCCUCCUUCCCUGUGGUGCUGGCUUUGGAGCAUCGUGCCCACUUACUAGGCAAAGCAGUGAGAUCUGUGGCUGCACAUGCCUCUCUGCGAGUGACAUAGCAUUUGCCUGGAGGUGUUUUGCAAGUAGGGCUCCAUUCUGGGGGGUGGGGGAGGUUCCUGUAGCCUCUUUGCGCAGGAAGAGGUCUUUCCUUUCUCCUGGCAGGCUUUCAGGUCAGGAAAGGGUGGGGGGGACGGUUCUUCUUUUCCUCUCCUGCUGGGCCAAAGAGGUGCAAGUCAAACAACUCUUUCCAUGGUGACCUUCAGGUGAUGUCAAAAUGGUCCUGGUCUUUUCCGGACCUCUCCAUUGGAGACCUGCUGGGCUGCACAGGUCCUGUGAAAAUGUCCACUUCCCUUUCUUUGCUGCAGGGCUUGGUCUGGGUGCCUCAGACCCCUUGCAGUUUCUAAGCCUGCCCAGAGGAGGAGGCUGAGGCUGCCUUGGCGGCUCUGCCUCUCUACCUUCUCCUCCACACCCGCACUUGGAAGAAUGACCAGGACUCCUAAAGAGCAGCAACCACUUGGCCUCAGCUGGGAGCUCCCCUACCCCAGGUUCUGUGGUGGGUCUUCCCCUGGCCCUCUUCAAGGUAUGGGGCUUUUGCUGUGAGUUGCACUGGUCUCUGGUCCCAGCCCUUUCACUGCAGAAAAGCUGUCCUUCCUUCACCCAGCCUGCCAGCCCCCGGCCCUUCCCAUGCAGCCAGCAGGCUCCAGCCUCUCUGCUUGCAAGCACUUUGGGAAGGUGUUCCUGGGCUGCGCCUCUUUUCAUGGGGGGCUCUCUCAGUUCCUUUGUAUGUGCAAAGUAAGUGGCUGCUGGGUGGGGAGGCUUUUUUCUGGCUGGUGUGGAUGGAAAGAGGCUGUUUCAAUUCUCCUUCCAAAUGAGUCACCUUGGCUCCAUGGUGUAUGACCCCUCAAGAGUUUCGCUUGCUGUUCAUUACCUUUCUGUUAAACUGUGACAAUAAAUUAUUUCCCCAAAUGA
Lacerta agilis (Sand lizard) is the source of this 2691-nucleotide messenger RNA. RefSeq names its product ATPase H+ transporting V0 subunit d1 (gene ATP6V0D1). The transcript is spliced from 8 exons. Gene Ontology annotation, molecular function: proton-transporting ATPase activity, rotational mechanism. Lineage: Eukaryota; Metazoa; Chordata; Lepidosauria; Squamata; Lacertidae. Bases 44 to 1105 code for a protein of 353 amino acids. Gene Ontology annotation, biological process: vacuolar acidification; vacuolar transport; proton transmembrane transport. The record is from RefSeq and is a predicted model, not a curated record. Gene Ontology annotation, cellular component: vacuolar proton-transporting V-type ATPase complex; lysosomal membrane; early endosome.